AUGACCAUCAAAGCCUGGUUUGACGUCGAAUACACCGACGCUGCUCUUGACCGAGCUCGCACCGAUGCUCAACGCUCGGGAGGCGAGGUUCCUCCUCCCAAGAGAGCCCGCAUCAACUUCAACCUCUUCGACGAUGUAGUCCCGCGUACCGCUGAGAACUUCCGCGCUCUCUGCACCGGCGAGAAGGGCUUCGGCUACAAGGGCAGCAAGUUCCACCGAAUCAUCCCUCAAUUCAUGUUGCAGGGUGGUGAUUUCACUCGAGGCAACGGUACCGGCGGCAAGUCCAUCUAUGGCGAGAAGUUCGCCGACGAGAACUUCAAGCUGCAACACACCAAGCCCGGUCUGCUGUCCAUGGCCAAUGCUGGUCCUAACACCAACGGAUCCCAGUUCUUCAUCACCACCGUCGUCACUUCCUGGUUGGAUGGCAAGCACGUCGUCUUCGGUGAGGUCGCCGACGCCGAGAGUAUGAAGGUCGUCAAGGAACUCGAGUCGACUGGCUCUGGCACUGGUCAGGUCAAACUGAACUUCAAGCCAACCAUCGUCGACAGCGGUGCCAACUAA
Messenger RNA from Capronia coronata CBS 617.96, 561 nucleotides. Its product is annotated as peptidylprolyl isomerase. The transcript is spliced from 4 exons. Bases 1 to 561 code for a protein of 186 amino acids. The record is from RefSeq and is a predicted model, not a curated record. Gene Ontology annotation, biological process: protein folding; protein peptidyl-prolyl isomerization. Gene Ontology annotation, molecular function: peptidyl-prolyl cis-trans isomerase activity. Lineage: Eukaryota; Fungi; Ascomycota; Eurotiomycetes; Chaetothyriales; Herpotrichiellaceae.